CGGGAUUCGAACUGGAGUUCACCAACGCCCCUUGAUCUGAACAAGACAGAAAAAAGCUGGAAGAAAAAAGGCCAGGAGAGAACACUCAAAAUGACACAGAGAAAUACAAAAACUGAAACAUUUGCUCGGGAAACAAACAAAAAAAACAGACAAACUACGCAAAAGACUCAAAAGACGCUGUGCGGUCUCAGAGUCCCCGGCAUCAAAAACAAGGCGACUGCUACACAAUGUCCCUGUUUCUGGCGAAGUGCGGAGAUCAUUGCUUGUUCAUCAUGCCCUCAUGGCCAACAUCAAGGACGCCUUUGCCACCACCAAAAGGAGAACACACAGGCAGGCAAUGUCACAAAUUCUAACUGGGAGGAUCCUUAAAAAGUAUGGAUUACAAAAAGAAGUUCGUACAGCACUUCACAUCUCCAGAAAGAGGAAGAAGAAUCCUGCUCAAGGCAAUAUAAAGUACAGAAGCCUAUGCUUCCGAAUUCAAGACAGCGUCAUUGCUUACCUGACGAGGGAUGAAAGCAGCCGAUUGACAGCAGGCAAAGUACAAACAAUCACCAGGCGGAAGAUAAAGAAACAGAAGAGGUUUUUAAAUGAUACCCUGAGAAACCUCCACAGGAAAUUUCUCACUGAACAUCCUAAUUACAAUCUCUCUUACUCCUUGUUCUGUCGUAUGCGUCCCUUCUGGGUAGUUAACCCAACACUUGCAGACAGACAAACCUGUCUUUGCAAGGUUCAUGAGAAUCUUUCCUUUCUGGCUGAAAAGCUUCACACUCUCAAGUUAAUUAGGAGCGUGGACAUGGAAGACCUGACAUCAUCAAUAAGCUGCAAUCCAAAUUCAAAGGACUGCAUGUACAACGAGUGUCCCCACUGCAAAGGACAGGAGUUUGCCAUAGCAGCAGAAGUUAACCUUCAGGCAAAUGUCGAACUCACUCAGUGGUCAACUGAAACAGUCAUCAGAGAAAAGAAAAACAAAGAUGGUAAAAAGGACAAGGUCCCCAUGAAAAUCACUGUGAAGAAGAAAAAGGACAUAGUGUUGGCGGAUCUGCUGGAGAUGUUUCAAGGCCAAUUGAGACAUUUCAAACGGCAUAUAUUUAACAUUAAAAGCCAGUUCACCCACUACCGUGAAUUAAGAAAAAGCAUGACCAACCAAGAAUGCUUGAUUCAUGUGGAUUUUUCAGAGAACUACUCAUGUAAGCUUGCAGCAGAAAUCCAGGCAAUGCACUUUGCCCCAAACCAGAAGCAAGCAACGCUCCACACAGGAAUUCUUCAUGUUGGUGGGACAGCAGAGCACAUGUGCUUUGGCACAAUUUCGGCAUCAAAGGAGAAAGGCCCACCUGCCAUUUGGGCACAUUUGUCCCCCAUCCUGGAUGAAGUGAAGGCCUCGUAUCCUUCUGUCGAGGUGGUGCAUUUCUUCAGUGACGGUCCAUGCACGCAAUACAGACAGAAGGGAAACUUCUUCCUCUUUAGCACAGAGCUGAUGAACCGUGGCUUCAAAAGGGGGACAUGGAACUUUUUUGAAGCAAGCCAUGGGAAGGGUGCUCCAGAUGGAGUGGGAGGCCUCCUGAAGCAAACGGCUGACAGGCUUGUUAGCCAAGGUCAUGACAUCCCUUCAGCAGAACAUCUCUACAGUGCUUUGGUCAACAGCGGAACAGUUAGGAUGUUCUACAUCAGAGAGAAUCUUGUGGAUGAAGCAAUUAACAAGAUGCCAAGUCAUCUGCCAGCAGUGCCCUCAACUAUGCGUAUCCACCAGGUGGUCACAGGGGCACCAGGAGAGAUCUUGUAUUGAGAUGUAAGUUGCCCUUGCACCGCCAGACAAAGUUAUGAGUGUCGCUGUGAUGACACUCAUACUUUUAGUUUUGAGGUUCAGCAAACGACCCCUUCGCUGCCUCAAGCACCUAAAGGCAACAGCAAAGAGAAUGAAAGGCUGUGGGGUCCUGAUUCAAUUGGCCAGUGGUGUGCCCUUAAAUAUGAUGAAGACAUUUACCCAGGAGUCAUUCAGGAGGUCAUGGACACACAUGUGCAGGUAAAGUGCAUGCACGUUGCCGGAGUCAACCGGUUCUUCUGGCCACUGAGAGAGGAUGUGCUUUUGUACCCUUUUGAGGACAUUUUGAGAGUGAUUCC
Molecule: messenger RNA, 2118 nt
Organism: Gymnodraco acuticeps
Lineage: Eukaryota; Metazoa; Chordata; Actinopteri; Perciformes; Bathydraconidae
Exons: 2
Coding region: 281-1783 (500 amino acids)
Source: RefSeq, a predicted model, not a curated record